CGCUGCGGCCGCCGCUUCCCCGUGUCCAUGGUGAGGGGCCAUGGCGGAGCCGCUGUGGAGCGCCGAGGCGGGCGGCGCCGUGUACCGCUCCCGCGACCCCGUGCGCAACCUGCGCCUCCGGGUCCGCAUCCAGCGGGUCACGGCCGCCGGGCCCCUCCCGGCGCAGGCCUCGCCGCCGCCGCCGCCGCUGUCCGCACCGCGCGGCCCCGAGCUCCUGGCGCUGGCCGCCCGCGCCUCGCCCGGUGCACGGCGGCCCCCGGACGAGGAAGAGGAGGCCGAGGUGGGGUGGCAGGAGAAGCUCUUCAGCCAGUUUGAGGUAGAUCUUUAUCAAAAUGAGUCAGCCUGUCAAACUCACCUGGACCGACAGUACCACGAGGAGAUCCUGAAACUGGAGAAGGCUGGGGGUCGGAAGAACUAUCGCAUCUUCACCUACACUGAUCAUGACCGAUUCACCAACCUAGAGGAGCACUGCCAGAAGGUAACUGACUCAGAUCAUGAGGUGCCGUCAUAUCUGGCAGAGAGGAUGGCCAAUGUGAGGAGGAGAAGACAAGACCGUAAGCCAAUAGAAGCGAAUUCUCUGAAGUCAAAAAUCAUCACCUGGGAGCCCUCAGAAGAAUUUAUUAAGAACAAUCAUGUGAUUAACACUCCUGUUCAGACUAUGUACAUCAUGGGGGACUUGGGACCUUAUGGGAAGCUUGGUCAAAGGGAAUAUGAACAUGUUCUUUGUACAAUCAAGGUGGAUGGCAAUGGGGUGAUCACAGUGAAGCCUGACUUUACUGGCACCAAAGGAGCCUACUGGAUUGAGCUGGAUAGACAGAAGCGAGAACUGUGGAAAUACACCAUUGAGAAUGCAUCCGUCCAAGUGCAGCAAGAGGAGGAGGAACGUGAGCAGCGUGUGUUCAGAGAUCUGUACAGUCGGCACAAGGAGUACCUCAGUGGUCUUGUAGGCUCAGAAUUUGAGGUGACUCUUCCUGGUACAUUGCGUCUUUUUGUGAAUGGAGAAGUAGUUUCAGCUCAAGGCUAUGAGUAUGACAACCUCUAUGUUCAUUUCUUCCUGGAGCUGCCUGACCACUGGUCAAGCCCCGCAUUCCAGCAGCUAUCAGGAGUGACACAGACCUGCACCACCAAGACAGUGGGCUGGGAUGAUGUGGCGUACUUCUGCUACCCCUUCACUUUGGAGAUGUUUUUCUCCCAAGAAAAUGAAUCAGAAGACUGUCUCCCUCAAUGGCCUGUUCUCUACUUUGAGGUUCUGUCCCUUGAUUUCUGGCAGAGAUACCGUGUUGAAGGGUAUGGUUCCUUGGUGCUGCCAGCAUCUCCAGGUCUCCACAUACUCACCAUCCCUACCUGGCGCCCUGUGGAGCUGGGGACUGUUGCUGAACUGAGGAGAUUUUUCAUUGGUGGAUCUCCUGAGUUAGAGGACAUGACCUAUGUCAGGAUACCAGCAACCUUCAAGGGAGAGCGUCUGAGCCGCUUUGGUUUUCGCACAGAGACAACAGGGAAUGUCACGUUCCGGCUUUACUGCCUGCAGCAAUCUAAAGCCUUUCUGGAAACCAGUGCCUCGAGGCAUCGCAUGCAGAGUGUACUGGACCGGCUUGGAGGCUUCAGCCAGCAGAGCUCUGUCUACAACGUUUUGGAGGCUUUCCAGAGGGCACGGCGCCGGAUGCAGGAAGCACGUGAGAGCCUUCCCCAAGACCUCAUCAGCACCUCUGUCUCCACUGUGCACCAGACACAAGAACCGUGAUUGACCACCUCCACUGCCUCUAGCCUGGGAGCACUUAGCAUCUUCUGUCUGAUACAAGCUUCCCUGGUUCAGGAGGAGUCCCAAGGCCAGUGCCUGCAAGCUUUUUGAAUCCCUUCUUUUGCAGCUUUCUCUGGAUGGGGGCAAGAGUCUGCCUCACAUCUAGAUCCAGAGUCUUUGUGUUUCCAUAGGUAUCUGUGGAAGGCACCCUGUUUUUUCAAGGCGUUUUGUUACCAGGCCCUAACGGUACAGCCAAUUGUUCACAUUUCUGAUGAGCAGACUAAAAUGGGACAUGGGACCUGUGAAACCUUUAACACCUUUUCAAGUAUUGAAUAGUAAGUGAUUAGAAAACAUUUCAAGUCUACUUGACUUGGUAAAUUUACUUUUCUUCUUAAAGAAGAGGUUACUGUUGAAGGCAAGGCAUGAAUAUUGUUUGGUAUUUAAUUAAAUGAAUAGUUGACUUCUUGAGAAAUGCUGAUAGUUGUUGUCAGCACUUGUAGCUAUAGUUCAGUCUUCAGUAAAAUGAAUCUGUCCAACUGUGUUUUUAAGAUUUAUUCAUUUCUAGAGAGAGAGGUCUCUGCCACCUGUAAUGUAUGAAAUCAAAGCAAAGUGAUGUAUGACAGAUUCAGAACUGGAGGAAAGGGUUACAUUCUGUAUUUCUUUGUGUCUGAAAUUUCUGGCUCUUGUGUCUCUGUAUCAAUUAGCAGAAGGACUUUGAGAAUACAACUGACAACACGCAGUCCCUUUAGCUCAUAGCAGAACUUUGGCUGGAGCUGGACAGUUUGCAGACAAUGAGAGCAGAUUGUAAUGUUUGCACGAGAGCUGAACUUUGAACUGUUCAAGCUAUUCUUUUUAGCUGUGGUUCAUUGUAUCAUCUCUGAUUGCAAUUCAUUGCUUUGCUUGUUUUUUACCCAGGUUCUUCUCCUGUUCUUUUCUCAGCCUAUUUCAUUUCCCUAUUUUUGUUCCUCUCUUAAAUCCAUGGGAGCGAAGCUACCUGCAGACUGACAGUGCUGCAUAGAUUUGUACACGAGUCACAUCUCCACAUGUUCUUCUACUCUGCUCCUGACAGAAGGGAUAGGAAGAAAAAUCUCAGGCUGAGAUCAUGGAUGUAUCUGUAAAGGUAGAAUUCACAGGCAGAAUAAGAAAUAGGAACUGGCUUUCCUCUGCAUGUUCCUCACUAGCAGGGGGUGUGAGACUCAUGGUUGCAGCCAUGUGUGUGACUGUUAGAACAUCCCACUCCUUCCUCAUGCCCCAUUGGUAUCCUCACCUCAUGCUUUCCAUUUUGAUCUUGUAUCAGCCUUCACUAGGAAAACCAAACUCCCCGGUUUGUUCGUCUUUGGUUUUUGUCAUAAUUUCUGGCAGAAUCGUCUGGCAACUUGAAAUGUACCUGGUAAUUUCACUUACAAAAGAGGACUUUUGCUCAUCUACCUUGCCUGCUACCCCUGCUUUUUCAUGGAAGAAACUGCCAGAAUGUAUUACAUAGCUUGGCCUAUUAAGCAGAGCAGUGUCCUUGGCCUAGAGCUGGCUGAUGGGUCUUGUGCAUGAGUCAGAUCUCCAUUUACGCUUUUUGGUGUGAUGUGGCAGAUAAGGCAUUAUAGUUGUGAAGGCAAACACCCAGUUCUGUAAUAGCAGAAUCAAGGCUUGUCUGGGUGUAUGCGCUAUCACAGUCUUUAAUGAUAUGGUCACAUUUCACAGAGAUUGAUUCACUCAGUGCCCAGGAUGAAAAGUGUUCAAGGAAUUUGUAGCCGCUCACCUUCUUUUAUUUAUUUUUUUAAUCACAGUUCACUUCAUGACUCUGUAUGUUUACUGCAUGUUCAUUGCAUGUUUAUAAGCAAUACUUAAUUUCCUUUAGGGUGUUUCUAUUGUGCUUAUCACUAAUAGCUGAAUCUCAUGUAUCUGAAGCAUGUUUCAGGAUUGAGUUACAAGGUAAGAGAAUAUGCAUUUUAGCAGUUAAGUAAUAAAACACUUAUUUGAGUGAGAUGAUGCUGAAGGCUGAUCCUGAGAGAAUGGGCUCUUCUAAUUGGGUGACCACUUCCCCAUCUUGUGCUUGUUGCUCAGAGUGUUUAUGUGGCAGGAUUUGGUGGGUUGAAUGUUAAGGUUACACAGAGAUACAGUAAGGUUUACAUAAUGAUACUAGUUUUGAUAGUUAAAACUCUGACUAGUAUAAAAUUUUACAGAAACUCGAGAGCAAAAUUUAAUAAUAAAAAUCAGUUAUAACCAAAGAAAUAUUCUUUGGAAGCAACACAUAGUUAGCAGUGUUUCACCUUCAUAUUUGCAGCCUCCUUGGCCUGACAGAACAAACUGACUGAUGCUUGUAAAAAAGCCUUCAGCAAGUGUUCUUUGAAUAUGCCCUUUUAUAAAUGAAAUUAUAUAAUUUCCAUAUACAUGUAUCUGUAUGAAAAUAUCACUGAUCUUUUAAACAAAACUGACACCUGGUGCAGGGUUUGUUCUCUGAGCUUGCCAAGAUGCCUGGCCAGUUGGAAUGGGGGUUGUGCAUACACCAGGUGUGCACGGAUUAAAUAACAGAUAGUAAAUGGGGAUAGAUGGGAAGAAGGGGAUGUCAGUGUUUUUCCUCCAAUGGUGAAGGUUUUCCCAGAGGAGUCUCCCUAGAGUUUUCAAUGGAGGGGCACCUCUGCAGUGACAUUGAGUUGAAACUCAACAGGAGAAGAGAGGGGAAGGGACAGAAGUUGUGGGCACACAAGAGCUUGGGGCAACAGAGCAGCACGGUUAGUGGGACUGCCCCAGGCACUCGUGGCAGGGGAGCCUGGCAGGCUGCAGGAUGCUGUGGACUGAAGACAGAGGCUGGAGGGCAGGCGGAGCAGCUGACACAGGCUGAGCAAUGCUAUGGUCUCUGCAGGUGACCUCUGUGUCCAGCAGUGAGACAGGUCUGUGCUGUCUGUGGUGCGUGGCCAGCGGUCCCCAGAUCUGGUCACAUCUGCUGCAGUUGGUUUCUCUUGAGCAUCAAUGUCUUCUGCCUACAGGACAGAUUAGAGCUGUAAUGUUCAGCACCAGCCAAACUUCCUCGUGGGCACCUGUUGGAGGCUGAAUCCUGCAGCCUUAGCAGUGAUGUGGUCUGCGUGGGGGCAGGAGCCAGCUGAGAGUCCCUGGGGGUCUACCAGGCUUUUCAUUAAGUAAACUACGCAAAAAAAGGAUAAUUGAAGAAAUGUUGGCUCGGUGGAAGAAAAGGCUGCCAGCAGCUGGCAGAGCUUGCAGGAUGCACAUCAGCAGCCCUUAGAAAACCCAAAAUUGCAGUGUAAAUAGAACAGAAGAGGCACACGUAGAAAUUAGUCAUUUGUGUGACUGGAGGAACAACUUUGCACAAAAGUCAGACCGCAAAAAGGGGUUUCACUCAACUGAGGAAGACUCAUAACUUCAAACUACAGCCUUGCUAGCAAACCUCAAAUACCCCUUUGUCUCAGCCCUGACCAACCGCUUGUGGUGGACCAGGGGCUACCGAAGUCUUCUGGUGUGGCUUGGGGGGUGGGCUGUGCUGCUCGCCUUCCUGCCCUGUUCAGCUGGAAGCCCAGUAGUAACAAGGAGCACUGAAGCAGGGAGGGGAAUGUGCUGGCAGGCAGGGGAUGUGCACCUCAGAGGUGCGUUUGGGAAGGACAGUGGGUUGGCAUGUGAAGGGCUGUCGCCGGCUUUGGGGAAGAAGAAGCUGCAGCAGACACAUCCUACAGGGAUUUGUCUUGUCAUUGCAUGGUACGUGGGGAGGGAGAAGUAUUUUUUAUCUGCACUGUGGGGCUUAUGUGAUCUUUAUUAAAUGACUGCAUGUUGCUUGUUGUCUCGGUAUGUUUUCAUUUUAGCCAGGGGCUUAAGGUAUCAGAUGAAAGCUUGCUGCAAGCCCUCUCCUGGCAGUGAGGUGAAGGAGUGGGCUGCUCUGCCUUCCACCCCCAGUUACCUUUUUAUUAUGCUUGUCUUCUUAAGGUACAGCCUGUAUUCUCUAAAGUCAAUAUCAACAUUUCAAUACAAGAGUGCAGGUGAGAGUACAAAAGAGUACAAAAUCACACUUCAUUAGAUUAAUCAAAAAUAAAUGUAUACUUAUUUUCCUGUAUC
Messenger RNA from Cygnus atratus (black swan), 5794 nucleotides. RefSeq names its product MKS transition zone complex subunit 1 (gene MKS1). Gene Ontology annotation, cellular component: MKS complex. NCBI's taxonomy places the organism in Eukaryota, Metazoa, Chordata, Aves, Anseriformes, Anatidae. Gene Ontology annotation, biological process: cilium assembly. The transcript is spliced from 18 exons. The record is from RefSeq and is a predicted model, not a curated record. The coding region runs from base 41 to 1741 and encodes 566 amino acids.